Molecule: messenger RNA, 855 nt
Organism: Plasmodium adleri (nom. inval.)
Lineage: Eukaryota; Apicomplexa; Aconoidasida; Haemosporida; Plasmodiidae
Product: conserved Plasmodium protein, unknown function
Exons: 1
Coding region: 1-855 (284 amino acids)
Source: RefSeq, a predicted model, not a curated record
AUGAAAGAAAAAAAUGAGAAAAUAAUGGAUUACUUAUCAUGCCCACUUGAUGAUGUAGUCGAUCGAGAAAAAAAAAGUGGGAAAAAUAGCUUGUUAAAAUCAAGUAGUACAAAGAAAGGUGAUUAUAAAAAAAGUAGUAUAUUUUCUAAAAAAAGAGAUUCGCAUAAAAAAGGAUCAAGUUUUAGAGGAAGAAGAUCUGGAUUUAUCAGUAGAAAAUCAGGAAGUUUUAAAAAGCCAUAUUAUAAUAAUAGAUUAAUAAACAAAACUUAUAAUAACUAUAAAGGUAGAAAUGUUCAUAAUGGAAGAGAAUAUUUUAAAGGUAGAAGUGGAAGUUUUGGUUCACGUGUCUUUGAUAAUCGUAAAGGAUCAUUUAAAAAAAGAUUUACAAGUAAUAGAAAUAAAGCAUCUGUAAAAUCAUUUAGAGGAAAUGGUUCUAAUAAUAAAGGUAGAAAAUCAUUUAACAAAGCACCUACAUCAAGAACAGUUGUAACUAAAAGAUUAAAUAAUUAUAAAACUGCUCCAGCUCCAAUGAAAAAAUUUAAUAAUUUAAAUAUUUCCUUGUUUCGUAAAAAUAGAACAUUCGCAUUGAAUACCAAGAGAUCUAAACCUGUAGGAACCAUUAAAAGUAAUUUACCUAGAAAAAGAAUUAAAAAAGGUUUAAAAAAAGGUAUCUUGAAAUCAAAAAUUAGAAAAAGUACAUCUGGAUCAAAAUUUAAACCUUUAAAUAAAUAUUUUUUGUCUAAAAUAAAAAUUGUUACUUCAUUAAAUAAAAUACCAUCACCCCUAAAGGAACAAAAAAAUACUGAAGUUAAUCUUCCAGAGUCAUUAAAUAAUACAACAGCAAAGAAAAAUUAA